Messenger RNA from Leptomonas pyrrhocoris, 1598 nucleotides. RefSeq names its product bis(5'-nucleosyl)-tetraphosphatasesymmetrical- li keprotein. The coding region runs from base 324 to 1598 and encodes 424 amino acids. NCBI's taxonomy places the organism in Eukaryota, Euglenozoa, Kinetoplastea, Trypanosomatida, Trypanosomatidae. Gene Ontology annotation, cellular component: cytoplasm. The record is from RefSeq and is a predicted model, not a curated record. Gene Ontology annotation, molecular function: endopolyphosphatase activity; phosphatase activity. Gene Ontology annotation, biological process: polyphosphate catabolic process. The transcript has a single exon.
GUUGUUGCUCUUACCACCGCCACCACAAAGAGUUCUUGCCAUCAAACGAGCCCUUCAGCGAGGAUUUCCACGAGUACACGCACACGCACACACACACAAACACACCUACAGCAACGUUCGGUUUCUCUCUCUCUCUUUCUUCGUACUUAUUUUUUUAUAGGUUUCUCUUUCAGUUGCACCGUCUGUUGAACCCAAAGUAGCUACGUGCCGGUCUCGUCGAAGGCAACGUCGCUCGCUGCGGACCAUCCACAGUUUCUUUAUUCUUCUCAUUUUUUUCUAAACGCUUCUUUUUUCUUCCUUUGUCAUCGCAGUCGAAGUCGUCCAUGUCUGUGAACGUCGUGCACCUUGAGGGCAGUGCCGCCGGCCGGCUCAUCAUUGUUGGCGACAUCCACGGCUGCGCCGACCAGCUGCGACAGCUGCUCGUGAAAACGCACUUUACCAACGACGCCGUCCGUCAACGCCCCGAGCUGCUGACGGCCUCUCCGGGCGAGCGCACCGUGAUUGCUGACGCUGCCAUCAUGAAGAUCCCGUGUGCCCUGCAGCCCAUGUCCUCGCCGCACCACCGUCGGCCCACGCCGACCUCAUCCCCGUUAGAGGGCCUGGGUGGUCCGGCGUUGGGCGACGUCGACUCCCCUGCCUCCCCUGCGUACAGCGAUCACACCGGUCGUGGCACGAACCGCGACGAUGCGGUGCACAGCCGAGAUGAAGAUGUCUGCGUCUUCGUGGGGGACUUGGUGAACAAAGGACCCGACUCCUACGGCGUCGUGCGCGCGCUGCGUGCGAUUGGGGCCAUUGGAGUAGUGGGCAACCACGAUGCGUCGUUGCUGCGACUGGCGCAUAAAAUCCGCACCGGUGCCGAACUCACUCCGAAGGAGUCGGAGAGCCGACUGCUUCCACUCGCCGUGGACUGCCCAGACGACGUCUACGCCUUUUUAAACUCUCUUCCGCACAUCUUGUGUUUCCACGCCUACCGGCUCAUCGUCGUACACGCCGGCGUGGACCCGUCUCUUCCGCUGGAGCAGCAGACCAUCGACGCGGUGACUCGCAUGCGGAACCUGGUCUCCGCGAAGAAGUACACGGCGCAGCUGGUGGACAGCGCAACGGGGGCGCCGCCUUACGUCGCCCUCUCCUUGUCCGAAAGGUUCGCCACCCUCGAGCGGCCCAAGUUCGGGAAGAGCUGGAGUGCGAAGUGGUCGGAGCUCGCGAGUGAGCUGAAUGGCGGCAGCGGCGCUGCGGUGAUGCCGGCGGCGGUGGUGAAGAAGCCGCGUGAGGCCUGGGAGGACGUGGAAGACGACGCGGCCAGCACGAGGAGCGCGGACGAGAGCCGCGGCGGCUCAACCGCUGCUGCUGCGGUGGUGGGGCGCCGCGAAAAGGACAAGAAGGAGAAGUGGCGCAAGCGCAUCUCGACGGUGUACAAGGGCUACACCAUAGCCUACGGCCACGAUGCGAAGCGACGCCUGAAUAUUCAUCCCUACUCCUACGGGCUUGACACCGGCUGCGUGUACGGCGGAGAGCUGACGUGUUUGGUGUGGCCGAACACGUUGGUGUCGGUGCCCGGCCUCAGCAACCCGCCGCCGCAUCACAAAUCGAAUGUGUGA